AUGUGGGGGAUCAGGGGUGUCCCAGACACGCGGCGCGGGUGCCGGCGGCGCGCGGAGGCGGGGAGGAUCCGGAAGCCUGGGCAGCAGCUCCGCCCCAGCGAGUGCAGCCGCCGCGCCGCCCGCGCUGCGGGCUCAGACCUCCCGGCUCGGCUGGCGGCGCGCGGCGGUGAAAUGUCUGCUCCGGGAUUGUACCAGGCGGCCGCCGGGCCCUCGUCGGCCCCCUCCGCACCCCCAACUUACGAAGAGACGGUGGCCAUUAACAACUACUUCCCCACGCCUCCGGUGCCCGGGCCCACCACGGGGCUGGUGACUGGCCCCGAUGGGAAGGGCAUGAACCCUCCUGCGUACUACACCCAGCCAAUGCCCAUCCCCAACACCAAUCCAAUUACCGUGCAGACGGUCUACGUGCAGCAGCCGGUCUCCUUUUUCGACCGCCCGGUCCAGAUGUGCUGCCCUUCCUGCAACAAGAUGAUCGUGACCCAGCUGUCCUACAACGCCGGCGCCCUCACCUGGCUCUCCUGUGGGAGCCUGUGCCUGCUCGGGUGCAUCGCGGGCUGCUGCUUCAUCCCCUUCUGCGUGGACGCCCUGCAGGACGUGGACCAUUACUGUCCCAACUGCAAAGCUCUCCUCGGCACCUACAAGCGACUGUAG
Molecule: messenger RNA, 651 nt
Organism: Pipistrellus nathusii (Nathusius's pipistrelle)
Lineage: Eukaryota; Metazoa; Chordata; Mammalia; Chiroptera; Vespertilionidae
Source: the annotation of a GenBank genome assembly